This is a messenger RNA of Lactuca sativa (garden lettuce), 645 nucleotides long. Lineage: Eukaryota; Viridiplantae; Streptophyta; Magnoliopsida; Asterales; Asteraceae. The record is from RefSeq and is a predicted model, not a curated record.
AUGACUCUACAACCCAACUCAUCUUCCACAAGCGAUACUGAGUACAUUCCUUUUGAUACAGCUGAAGUAGAAUCAAGCAAAAGUGAAGGUUCUCAAUCUGAGGGUUCACUUUGUGUUACAAUCGCACCAUGUCCACCACCUGUCACUACAAAAUCAACACCAAUUACCUCUCAACCAUCACCUGCCACUUCUACACCACCUACUUCUACUACCCAACCCCCACCUGUUUACACUGACACUACAACAACCACUACCACAGGCGAACCUCUCGUUAAUGUUAACACAUCUGAUACGGGGGCAAAUACUUUAGGUUUUGUCACUUCUACUACCACACCUCCUGUUUCCCCUCAGCCUGGUCACACCUUUGAAGACCAUAUUGGUGGUGAUGGACUGGAUUUUGAUACAUUCCAUUACAGUCCUUUCUCCAUUCAAGAAAACAGUGAUGACAAUGCUUAUCUCACUCAGAGGCAUCUCAAGGAACUGAACACUAAGCUGGAUACACUUCUUGCUUCUGCUAUUGCUUCCACGAGCCACGCAUAUUCUGAAGCCACGGUUAAAAAUAUGCUCGAUACUUUGGUCAAGGAGCAUGUGGCGAACCUUGAGAAAGAGAACAAAGCAGUUGAAGAUUCCACCCUCUUAAACUAG